UUAUAAUGAAGUUUGUAGAGUUUCAGAUCCCCGGCCACGUUUGACCGGGUGCGCGCGUCAUGCCUCCUUUCUGUUGACGGAGCUCAAAGCAGGCUGCCAUCAUGGAUCAGACGGAGAAGGCUUUCCAGAAGCAGCCUACUGUCUUCCUUAACUCCAAGGCAAUCCGAGAGAAGGGCGGCAAAGCCAAGCGCCAUCUGCGCAAGGUUGGCCUGGGCUUCAAGACCCCUAGAGAGGCCAUUGAGGGGACCUAUAUUGACAAGAAAUGCCCAUUCACUGGAAACAUCUCUAUUCGUGGUCGUAUUUUGACCGGUGUGGUGCAGAAGAUGAAGAUGCAGCGCACCAUCACCAUCAGGAGAGAUUACCUCCACUAUGUCAGGAAGUACAACAGGUUUGAGAAGCGCCACAGGAACAUGUCUGUGCACCUGUCUCCUUGUUUCAGGGACGUUAAGCCUGGAGACAUUGUGACUGUGGGUGAGUGCCGCCCACUAUCCAAGACUGUUCGCUUUAACGUUCUGAAGGUCAGCAAGGCACCAGGCACCAAGAAGCAGUUCCAAAAGUUCUAAUAAUAAAGAAUAGUGUAAA
This is a messenger RNA of Scylla paramamosain (green mud crab), 582 nucleotides long. It is a transcript of the gene RpS11, whose product is annotated as small ribosomal subunit protein uS17-like. Lineage: Eukaryota; Metazoa; Arthropoda; Malacostraca; Decapoda; Portunidae. Gene Ontology annotation, molecular function: structural constituent of ribosome. The transcript is spliced from 5 exons. The record is from RefSeq and is a predicted model, not a curated record. Gene Ontology annotation, cellular component: cytosolic small ribosomal subunit; ribosome. Bases 102 to 563 code for a protein of 153 amino acids. Gene Ontology annotation, biological process: translation.